Oncorhynchus masou masou (cherry salmon) is the source of this 2753-nucleotide messenger RNA. RefSeq names its product glypican-1-like. Gene Ontology annotation, molecular function: fibroblast growth factor binding. The record is from RefSeq and is a predicted model, not a curated record. Gene Ontology annotation, biological process: cell migration; negative regulation of fibroblast growth factor receptor signaling pathway; regulation of protein localization to membrane. The transcript is spliced from 9 exons. Bases 570 to 2231 code for a protein of 553 amino acids. Lineage: Eukaryota; Metazoa; Chordata; Actinopteri; Salmoniformes; Salmonidae. Gene Ontology annotation, cellular component: extracellular region; synapse; cell surface.
UGUGUCAUCCUCUGUUCUCUGCGGGGCAGGACCUAAACAGCUGCUCCGCAGUAAAACCAGCCCGGGUAUCCCAGCGCGUCUCCAAUCCGCUCCAAUCCUACAGGCUGUGCUACGUGCUCGGCUUUUCUCUCUGACACAUCUCCGUUUUUUGUAAAGGAGUUCACCUGAUCCAUGUAAUUCACUUUAUUCCAAGAUUAUUGUGAAUAUUCACAGACAAAAGCAGAGCCUUUAUUUUCUACGUUUUAUUGGUGGAUUUGGAUUACACAUGUUACAGUAAUUAAUUUGAUAUUUAUUUGUGAGCGGUUCUGUCUAGUAGACUCACCACUGCGAGGACAGGCUGAUCUUGACAGUCACAGCGUGCACCAGAAUCGCACGUCGUCACAGGACUCCGGGGAGAGCUGACAGAUUGCUCAGCUGGUGUGUGCAGCUGUAUCCUCGGCGCCAAAUCGAGAUACACUGCCAAGGAAGGCUUUAUCUACCGGUUGGAUGCCAUACGAGGCUUUGUAGGUCUUAUUUUAAUUGCCUCGACUCGUUGUCUUGGAUCUACACCUUGCUGGUUGGUUGUCAGUAUGGAUUUCCUACAGGCUCUUCUAUUCUUUUUUCUAUCCACUGUCCCGUUGUCGGCGGACAAUGCGAACAGUAAAGCCCGGAGCUGUUUGGAUGUUCGACAGUUCUACAGCGGGAAAGGCUUCACCCUCAACGGGGUGCCACAGACAGAGAUUUCUGGUGAGCAUCUGCGGAUCUGUCCCCAGGGGUACACCUGCUGUACCAGUGCCAUGGAGGAGACCCUGUCCAACCUGAGUCGCAGGGAGUUUGAGGGGCUGGUCAGAGAGGCAGGACGCUCGCUACAGGCCUCCCUCAACACACAGUACAGGAGCUUCGACACGUACUUCACAGACCUCUUGAACAGAUCCGAGCGUUCCCUUCAAGAGUCCUUCCUGGCCACGCUGGGCUCUCUCUACUCCAAGAACGCCCCUGUGUUCCAGGACCUGUACGCUGACCUGCGUCGCUACUACCGUGGCUCCGCUGUCAACCUGGAGGAGACGCUCAACGACUUCUGGACACGGCUGCUGGAGCGCCUGUUCAAGGCCUCUUCCCUCCCGCAGUACACCCUCACUGACGACUACCUGGAGUGUGUGGCCAAGCAAACGGAGACCUUGCGGCCCUUUGGGGACGUCCCCCGUGACCUCAAGCCCAAGGUCACCAGGGCCUUCGUGGCGGCGCGGUCAUUCGUCCAGGGCUUGACUGUCAGUGGGGAAGUGGUCCGCAAAGUCUCCCAGGUUCCUCUGAGCCCAGAGUGUACCCGUGCUAUGAUGAAGCUUGUGUACUGCCCCCACUGUAGAGGCCUGGCCUCCGUCAAGCCCUGUGCCAACUACUGCAGAAACGUCAUGAAGGGCUGCCUUGCCAACCAGGCCGACCUGGACACCGAGUGGCAGAACCUCGUCGACACCAUGCUGCAGGUGGCGUCUAGUUUCAGUGCUGACCCCAGUGUGGAUGUGGUCAUCUACUCCCUCCCCAUCCGCAUCUCAGAGGCCAUCCUCUACAUGCAGGAGAACACAGAGGUCUUCACCAGCAAGGUGUUCCAGGCCUGUGGGACCCCCAGGGUGGAAGACACACAGAGCUCAGGGUCUGAGGAGAGAAAGAAGAGAGUGAACCCUGCCAGCACCGCAAUGGAGUACAAACCCAGCCCCACCGUAGGGGUCCCACUGGAGAUGCAGAUAUCUGAUGUGUCCAGUAAGCUGCGGGAGAUGCAGCAGUACUGGGUCCAGCUGCCAGCUGCUCUGUGCAAUAGUAAAGUGGCAGCAGGAGCAGCUGGUGACAAGUGCUGGAAUGGCAUGACCAAGGCCAGGUAUCUUCCUGAGGUGAUGGGUGACGGCCUGGCCAGCCAGAUCAAUAACCCCGAGGUGGAAAUUGACAUCACCAAGCCAGACAUGACUAUCCGCCAGCAAAUCAUGCAGCUGAAGAUCAUGACCAACCGGCUGAGGAACGCCCUCAACGGCAACGACGUGGACUUCCAGGAUGCCAGUGAUGACAUCAGCGGUUCAGGAAGUGGAAUGUGUACAGGCGAGUCAUGUGCUCGUAGCGGACCUCGUGUCAUUGUGCCCAAAACAGACAGCACCAGAUACUACAAUCCUCCCGAGAACAAGAAGGUGAAGGGCACAGGAACCCAGACCCACCCCUCUAUCCUCCUCCCCCUGCUCUCAUUGGCCACACUGCUGCUCAGGCGAUAAUGAACAGGUGGUGCAUCCAAUUGAGACUGUGUUUUGAGAUGGAACAGAAGAGGAAAAAAGGGCGAUUGGUGGGUAACUUUGCCAAAUAGGAAAGGAUUGUCAUUGAAUAAAUGGACUACCUUUUAUUUUGAUGAGAAAAAAACAAAGAACAUUAAUAUUCCUUUUUUUUUUUGCUUGUUUAUAUUUUUUUAAUGUGGCAAGUAGAGCUGGUCUUUGGCUUCUUUUUAUUGUUUCUAUGCUUGGGUGGUGAACAAGGAUGGUUCACAUGCUAGAUAUGAUGUUUGGAUGCCACAGGCUUCUUAGUGAAUAUGUCAUUCUAAUGUAAAGUCAAUGUGACCUUGUUGCAAUGUUCUAACAAUGCCAAUAACAGCGAUGUUGUGAGAACACUGUGAAAGCCGGUUUGGUGCGUAUCUACAGUAUGCUCAUCCAACACAUUAGUUGUUUUUUUAGUCAAUCACAGUGACAAGGGAAUGUGGAUCUCUCAAGUAUCUAUUACAUAAAAAAUGAUGGUUUAUUGUAAAA